UCAUCGCUCACUUUCCACUCUUGUUCUAACUUUCUCUAGUCUCUUCAAAAUUCUAACUUCUCCCUUGUUCUCCGUCAUUGUCAUUCGCUCACGUCUCCAUCGUCAUAGUUUGUGCAGUCCAUCGCCCUCAUUGUUCCGACUUCUUAUGAAGGCCCACGAACACAGGUGGGCGGAUGACUUGUAAGCUAUCUGCUCGAUAUUCGGGCGGGGUCACCCCUCUACAAGAUGGGGACGGGGUCGAGGACCAAACUUGCCUUGCCCCCAUCUGGGGGUGCUGGCUACCCGCUUGCUAGGAGCGGGAAGUACCCCUAGAACAAAUGUAGGAAAAAAAAUAUUAUAGAAAAUAGAAGGAAGAAAAAAAGAGAAACCUAAACGCACAGUUUUGAAAGAAAAAUACUUUAAUCAUAUGAAUUACACGAAAACAUUCCUUUCAGUCGUGUGCCCAUGGAACCGGGACUCUGCUCCGUCUCCCACGUAUAAAACGAAGUCCACUUUCUUAGAUCCUCCAUGGCAGCCUCCCAUGAAUCAAAGUACUGCACAUACGCCACGAGGAGACAGAUUGAUAGACCGAGAGAUAAAGAGGAGCUCGAACAGAAAAAACAUGAAGGCCAACGCGACGACUUCGUCCGUGAAAUUCUCAGCAGAACCAGAACCUGAAGCAGAGGCAGAAGUCAGUCCCUCCUCCCCUUCCAUCUCAGCUCUUGAGGCACUUUCUGUACACCUGAUCUCUGGGCUGGGCCUGGGUCUGGCCCUUCUGCUGGCCAACAAUGUCUACUCCGUCAACCUCGUCUCUCACCCUUCUCUCACUCUCCUACUCAUCUCUGUUAUAGAGUGCCCAAUUGUGAUUCUUCUCUAUAGUCGGCACCGAAAGAAUCGUGAAGAAUGCUCGUACUUGAAAGCCGUGGGACGAGGGUUAGUUGGACUUCCUGUUGGGGCUCUAGUAAAUUCUUUGGGAGCUAUUGCAUUGGGCGCACCUGUUGGCACUCAAUACUUUUUAACGACCAUUUACUGGUCUCUGAUGAUGUCAUUGUUCACUAUUGUGCCUGCUGUUUCUGUAUUUGGUUCAUCGUGGAAGGACUGGCAACGGAUAUUUGCACAAACAAAUUGUCGGCCAAUUGGAUCUUUAGAUUUUAUGAUUUGCCUACCAGCACAUGGAGCUAUUAUUGGAGCUUGGCUUGGGGCUUGGCCAAUGCCGCUUGAUUGGGAAAGGCCAUGGAAUGGCCAAUUUGUGUGAGUUAUGGAGCAAUGGCUGGGUACCUAGUUGCCAUAGUGGUGUCGUUCAGCCUUAUCCUUGUGCGUGCAAGUUUUCAGCAUGACAAACGAGACUAACAAGCAAGUCUUCUAUUAUUGCUACCUUAAAAGGAAAAUAUAUGCAUUUCUGGAAAUGUUUAUUUUUACUCUGACAGGCUAUACUUUUUAGUUUUUUCCCUUGAGAGUUAUUACAUUUCCACUGUACUAGGUUGCAAAGCAGUGAAAAUUAUAGAGAUAAAGAUAGUUUGUGGUGUAUAAAAGCCUGCUGUAGCAUAUUUGUCAAUUUUGCCAUCUUAUAAGCGUAUUAGAUAAGCAAAUGUGAGCUUAGUCAUGGACUUGACUUUUCACAGAA
This is a messenger RNA of Carya illinoinensis, 1603 nucleotides long. RefSeq lists its product as uncharacterized. The record is from RefSeq and is a predicted model, not a curated record. Bases 407 to 1234 code for a protein of 275 amino acids. Gene Ontology annotation, cellular component: endoplasmic reticulum membrane. Lineage: Eukaryota; Viridiplantae; Streptophyta; Magnoliopsida; Fagales; Juglandaceae. The transcript has 9 exons. Gene Ontology annotation, biological process: GPI anchor biosynthetic process.